UGAAAGGGGAAUGAAACGAAGAAGGUGAAAGAAAAACAUUUGAAAAAAAUGUCAACUGAUAAAGACUGCGACGGACUGCGACUACUGCGAGCAUUCUUCAAUUUCAUCAACUUAUCCGCUUAGGGGCCUUCUAAAACUAAAAUCUGAAAUGUAAGUAAUUGUAAGACAGGAACUUUUUUCAUUUUUUCAAAAAUGUCAUUAAAAAAGUUUCCUUCUAUACUGAACAUUCGGAAACCGUCGUCGUUGGCCUCUGAUAUUUUCAAGCGAAAAUAUGUAGAAGAUAUUCCCAGACCUAUAGAAGGUAGAUAUGCGGUGAGAGGUAUGGGCUUGAAUUGCUUAAGAACUGGUUCCGGCCAUAGUAUAUUUUGUCUUCCCGGAUCUCUUGGUACAAUAUGGACGGAUUUUGAACCUCAGAUAUCCGGUUUCAAUCUCAAUAAAUAUUCUUUGAACGUUUGGGACCCUCCAGGAUACGGUAAAAGCCGUCCACCAGAACGUACUUUUCCCUUAAAUUUUUACGAACGCGAUGCGGACUGGGCUGCUGAACUUAUAAAGAAAUUUGAAAUUCAACCUUGUUCUCUCCUUGGAUGGAGUGAUGGAGGAAUAACUGCUAUCAUCUUAGCCGCCAAGUAUCCAGAAUUGGUGAAAAAAUUGGUCAUUUGGGGAGCAAAUGCUUAUUUAACGGAUUUAGACAUACAACGAUACAAAAGUAUUGAAGACAUAUCUAAGUGGUCUCCAUCAAUGAGGAAUGCAUUAACAAAUAUAUACGGUGAAGAACUUUUGCAAUAUUUGAUGACUUCAUGGGUGAACGCUAUGGUUGCCAUUAGAGAUUAUCGUAAAGGAAAUAUUUGUCAGGACUUCGUUGGGAAUGUUAAAGCAGAGACUUUGAUAUUACACGGUGAAAAAGAUCCAUUGGUGCCUCGUUUUCACGUCGAAUAUCUUUUUGAGAGAAUGGGCAUUACAUCAUUGCACUUUUUUCCAGAAGGAAAGCACAAUAUUCAUAUAAAGUAUGCGAAGGAAUUUAAUGAAAUUGUUCAAAAGUUUCUGUUCGGUUUGUAAAUCUCUCAGUGUUUUCCCAAAACCUCCUCCUCCGUGGUAUUUGUGUUUUUGAAAUACUUUAUGGUAUGUUACUUGGUUGAAUGUUUUUUGAUUGAUGUUUGGUUACUUAUAGUGAUAUAUUCUUUACCCUGUUAUGUGAUGGAGUAUUUUAAUUUUUAGAAUAAAAUUGUUCAUGCA
Messenger RNA from Planococcus citri (citrus mealybug), 1233 nucleotides. RefSeq names its product valacyclovir hydrolase. Gene Ontology annotation, molecular function: serine hydrolase activity. Bases 193 to 1056 code for a protein of 287 amino acids. The record is from RefSeq and is a predicted model, not a curated record. The transcript has 6 exons. Lineage: Eukaryota; Metazoa; Arthropoda; Insecta; Hemiptera; Pseudococcidae.